Molecule: messenger RNA, 1543 nt
Organism: Dunckerocampus dactyliophorus (ringed pipefish)
Lineage: Eukaryota; Metazoa; Chordata; Actinopteri; Syngnathiformes; Syngnathidae
Product: RING finger protein 225
Exons: 3
Coding region: 714-1478 (254 amino acids)
Biological process (GO): protein ubiquitination
Molecular function (GO): ubiquitin protein ligase activity
Source: RefSeq, a predicted model, not a curated record
UUUAUGUGUUUUUCAUUUAGUUCCAGUCAAUCAUAAAUACGUUACAUAGCACAGUUAUUUAUUUAUAAAGACUAUACGUUACAGUUACCACUACAAGGACAAGACAUGAAUUACACAAUUAUUUCCUCCGCUAAUUAUUAGUUUGACGAGUUUAUCGGGUGAAUGUUGAAAACUUAAACACUGAAAAAGCGGUAGUGUUGCUGCAGUGAUUAGCUAGCUAGCUGGCUAGGAGCUAGUUCUUAAUCAGGAACAGCAAAGAUGAUGAAAACGCCCCAAAAAGGAGCAAAGUCUGGUUCUAAUCAGCUUGACUUCGCCCAGCUGCGUGGCUCCAGUCAGGCAACAGGUGAAGUCAUGUCGCCUCGCUUCCUUUUGCACAUUUAAAUGACGACUGGCCGCCAAACGGAGACGUCCGACGGCGGCUGCUAGCAGUGAGCGCCAGACUCGGUUCAUAAUCCUUACGAUUUUGACGGUGACUCCUGUCUUUGGCAACAUUGCACCGUACAACUGUUGAGUGUGUGACGGCGUUCAACUCAACAGAGCCUUGGGGUCCAUUCGGCGUGGGUUAUUUCCACCACCGUCUUAUAAAAGGCUUGCUGUCAAAUGUCCCACACUGAUGUGACAAGUGAACGUCUCACCAGUGAGUGCUGAGGUUGCCUUGCUGUGAGUGGGGAUUGACUCCGCCCUCUUCUUCAUCCUUCCUGUCUGAGUGAACCAUGAAUCCUUCGCUCUCAGAUUCGACUGAUGGUGGAUCGCUGCCAUAUUCGGCCCCCGAGCCCCGUGGAGACCCCCGACCCUGCGCCCAUUCUCUGCCCUGCUCUCUCCCCUGGCCUCCUGACUUAAAUCUGACCUUGCAGGCUUCGCCCACGCUCCCCGCCGUGCCUGUGACGUCUCUGGACCUGCGCCCGUCGCCCCUCCCGUGCGCGUGCGGCGAGGAGGAGGCGGAGCUGGAGUGCUCGGUGUGCUACAGCCAGUUCAACAACGUGUUCCGCUGUCCCAAGGUGCUGGCGUGCAGACACACCUUCUGUCUGGAGUGUCUGGCCCGCAUCAACAUCAAAUCCGUGCAGCCCGCCGCCAUCCAGUGCCCGCUGUGCCGCCGCCUCACGCCGCUGCCCGCCCUCGGCCUGCCCAAGUUGGCCACCGACUCCAGCGUGUUGGCAUCGCUGCCGGCCGCCAUGCAGCGUGUUUACAGCGUCCGCUUCCAGCGCAGCAAGGGCAAACUGCAGGUCAAAAGGUUGUCUGAGGGUCAGCCACGCUGGGGUCAGAGGUCGCUGGCUGUCAACCACUCCCUGCACGUGGGGCUGCCCAGCCCGCCCAUCCGGAGCGGCAGCCAGGCGGGUGGCGGUGUGGGCGGGGUUCUCUUUAGGCUGACGGGCCGGCCUCUGUGCCGCGCCCUCCUGCUGACGCUGGUGCUGAUGAUGACCGUGGUGCUGACUGGCAUCGUCGUCUUCUUCCUCACCUACAGCGCCGACACGCUCUAGCCCCGCCCAGGAAAAAACAGCUAAACGGGGACUUGUUAAGAAAGGUUAAAGGUUACGAUGGGGCC